This is a messenger RNA of Pichia kudriavzevii, 1455 nucleotides long. RefSeq lists its product as uncharacterized. The record is from RefSeq and is a predicted model, not a curated record. NCBI's taxonomy places the organism in Eukaryota, Fungi, Ascomycota, Pichiomycetes, Pichiales, Pichiaceae. The transcript has a single exon. The coding region runs from base 1 to 1455 and encodes 484 amino acids.
AUGUUUUUCAAAAGUGAGUUCUCUGAUGAAGAAGUGACUGAUCAUAAGAGGUAUGUAAAUAGACAAAGUAGAAGAACACGUCGAAAUGCAAAAAACAUUCAACCAAAAAAGGAGCCAGUGGUAUAUAUCAUUUCAGACUCAGAUACUUCUGAAAGAUCUCUGGGAAGCUCUACAGCUGAAUCGGGUGAGUCUAGUGAAUCGAGUGAAUCGAGUGAAUCGAGUGAAAAAAGUGAAGAAAAUGAAGAAAGUGAAGAAAGUGAAGAAAGUGAGAAAAGUGAAGACGGACAAGAAGAGCAUGACGACAACAACGAGAGUAUAGACAUAAGAAAGGAUGGGGACUCUUCUUUUGAGGACAGCUCAAGCGAUGAAACCAAUGAUGAUAUUGAUAUAGUACAAUACAAAAGCUUGGUUAACGAUGUGAUUGGAUAUUUCCAAAGCAAGGAACAGCCUGAGAUUCAUGAUGUCUUCAGUCUAUGUUCCGAAUUACCGAAAGAAAUCCAAAAAUAUACAAAUUUAUUGUUGGAUUUUAAUAUAGAAUUCACUAAAGACUUGCCCUUACAUUUAUACUCUGUCUACUUGCUCUCUACUAGGAACAGAAAUGUACCACCGCCUGGCUUUUCAAAUUGGCCAUUGCAGACGCAAGACUUAAUAACACCUAGAAAUGCAAUUAAAACUACUGAUUUUCAAUCGCUAGGACAACAAGCAAGAGCCUUUAGAGUAAAAAUGAAUUGGACAAGGUACACUAAAAUUAACUUCAGUGAAAACAACUUGCUUCAUAAACCCAAGCUAAGAAUGCUUGAAUUUUGGCACCCUGAAAUCAAUGCAACAGAUGAGUUAAACGAGUGUAUGGACGCUAUUUUUGAAAAGAGGAUAAAUAAACAAAUAGAGCAAUACUCGGAAGAAAACCGAUACGAUAAACAUGGUCUUCCGAGUCGAUACAGAUAUCAACGACAUACCCCGGAGGACAUUCGAAUGGAUCCAAUACUAAGGAACAACAUUAAGACAAAGUUGGAUAAUAUUAUUGACAGAAUGGUUGAAUCAUAUCAAACAGGGCUAUUAACUAACGAGUCAUUGGGAAGAAAACUUGCGGCUAAGGUUUAUAAACCUCCGGAGUACGGUUUAAAUUGGUUAAAUGUACUCACAAAUAUCGAUCAAAAGGAUAAAAAAGCACGGAUGCAUCUGUUGAUGCUUUUUAAUUUGAAACUUGAGAAAGAUAUUUUGAGUGGUCCCAUCAAUACAUACAGUUCCUCCUUUGAACCAUUUGCUAAUGCCCAAAUUUACAAGGACAAGGUGCUUAAAGGCAUAGCUAUAAAGCGGAAAAGAGCUGCCGUACCCUAUAGUACUAAUUUGAAAAACAUGAAUCGGGUAACAAAAAAACAAAAGUCACACAUCCGUUACAACCUAGACGAUUUCUUAAAUCUGAGCUUACCUUCAAAAGAACAGAAACAAAGGUAA